AUGACCCUCACGUAUGACGGACAAGAAGAUGGACCAGCGGGGGAGUGGGAGACUGAGCCUUUAGAUGCCAGUGAAACAAUUACCACUGCCAUCCGCGAUUAUGUGGAGACACCGUCACCAGUACCCGCCAACAAUUGCCCUUCCAUUCCCUCCGAUUCCUACAACUUCACCAUCACUAUCGUUGAUAUCUUCACGCUACAAACAAGCACUUUCAUUCAUCGUGACGCGAACAGUCUGUCUGCUGCAAUCGACCUUGUCCGUGCUGGCUUUCUCAGUCAUGUACCGGUGUCACCCUCAGUAGCUAUCUCACUUCGUACUCUGGAGCAUUUUCGUCACCUCCGUCUCCGCAAACCUUCAUUUAGCAUCGAGGCAUAUGUCAAGGUGAUUUGCGAUUCAUACAAGGUACCCUAUAAACGUCGCUGGCGUACUGUACUAGCCAAUGCUUUCGAUACUUACUUGGCCAUACUUCGGCAGGUUGAGCAGAGAGUCAAUGCUGCUCUUGGUCGCAGUACCGCCAACUGGCGUAUACUCAACUCAUGCCCUCCCUGCACCUAUGAGUUGGAGGAUGAGCCCUUAUUACCAUUCACUCGCAUGUAUGUCCUCGAUGGUGGAAACUCGGCCAAACACAUGGCAGGGCUAGGAGGACGCGAGCGAGGAGACACGCGGACAUACACCAAGAGCGACUACAUCAUAUCACGUGACUUUGUUGAUAGCUUCACCAAUGAAGUUCGACCAUGUCAUUCAGGCGCUCCAGACCCAGAUGAUGCAGACCCAGUUGUGGCGGCUGCCAAUGAAGAGAAGAAACACAUGUGGUCUGUCUUUGAUGAAACGGGGAUUUUUGUUUCCGCUUGUCGUCACGGUCUUUUGUUAUGGGUGACAGACAUGGUCCGCAGCGGUGAACUUGCGAAAUAUCCUCUCGCGAUCAUGUCUAACGUCAUCGACGUUCUUGGUGAGCGCACUCUGGGAGCAUAUGAUAUAGGCUGCAGAUUUCAAUCUACCAUCCGUGCAAGCAGGCUGGGUGAUGCAUUCGAGAGGCAAAAGUGCCGCAUGUGUGUUGAUGCCUUUCACGGCUAUGCACACAACUACCUGUGUCAAACGAAGAAUCAUCCAAACGGGAUUGUUGGUGCGGGUAUUGAAGACUUUGGAACUAUUGAACAUUUUUUCAGCGCAUCGAACACUAUUGCCCCCAUCAUCCGAUAUGCCAGUUCAUACCACCGUCAUGUCUUUUUGGACCUCUUUUUCAAGCAAUGGGACGAGGAUAAGUACUUGAAUCUCGGUACUAUGAUAUACAAUAACUACAAGCAAGCACUCGACAUUGUCUUGACGGAGUCGAUUGCUCUUGAUGAAGCAAAGCAAUCACUUGGUAAAGAGACUGAGUGGGAUGUCCACGCGAUGGCAUAUGUGGAACUCCUACUGAAGCUGAGAGAUGCAGAAUCUCAGGUGCAGUCUGCAUCUACAUGUUUUCUAUCUACGACUCCAAAGGAUUAUCAGUUCGUCUCUUUUACAGGCACACAGUCCUAUUCCGGUGACAUGGCGGCCACGAGAAAACUCGAGACACAAUGUUGGUACAGCGCUGAGCGUCUCGCUACAAUACAGCAAGAAGUUACCUCCGUGGAAGUGAAGAUGGGUAUCGCUAAUCGAUGGCAGCCUUCGUCACCUGAGUAUCAAGCCACGCUGAAGUAUAUGUCGAAUCAUCAGUAUCAAUGUGCAUUGGACAAUCUUCAGCGCUUAGUAGUCCAACGGCUCUUCGAGCUUCAGCGGCUGAAUAUCUCACAAACUGCUUAUAAAAUGCACACCCACAUAUCUAAAUCCCUUCAAACUCGAUGUCAUGCUAUUCAAAAUGCCGUCAAGACAUAUAAUACAGCAGCUGCGGCACUAUCACCCCCUCGUCCCCAGCUUGAUUGCUUUCUUGAGGAGUUCAACCUCCUGCGAGAUACACGACAAGACAUUCGUGAAAAAAUGUGGGCCAAACCUGCUAUCCGUGCAGUGAUCCAACAAUGGCUACUGAUUGAACGUGCGAAGGAGGAGAUAGAACGAUGCAACGUGGAGAUGCGCCAUGAAGACGCUCUAUUUACCCAAUGUCUUGCUUCACUCGCAGCUGAACAAGCUAUUGAACAUGUUGCAGUGUAUGAAUACUGCUCACAUCGCCAUCUAAUCAACACGCAAAUCCACUCACUUCCAGGAUUCUCCGGCUCGAUUUCAGCAGGUAUAAGGAAAGGAUCUAGAGGGCGUACUACAGAGGAUACUGCUUUGUCUAGCAGUAACAAAGUUGAGUAUGACGACGAUGCUGCGCCUGCUGUUGAUGAAGUUGAGGAAUUGACACAGGACAUUGGUACCUUGAUAGAAUAUCUCUCUGACUUAACGCUUCAUCAUUGA
This is a messenger RNA of Suillus clintonianus, 2376 nucleotides long. RefSeq lists its product as uncharacterized. The record is from RefSeq and is a predicted model, not a curated record. NCBI's taxonomy places the organism in Eukaryota, Fungi, Basidiomycota, Agaricomycetes, Boletales, Suillaceae. Bases 1 to 2376 code for a protein of 791 amino acids. The transcript has 11 exons.